Messenger RNA from Penicillium canescens, 1314 nucleotides. RefSeq lists its product as uncharacterized. The record is from RefSeq and is a predicted model, not a curated record. The transcript is spliced from 3 exons. Bases 1 to 1314 code for a protein of 437 amino acids. NCBI's taxonomy places the organism in Eukaryota, Fungi, Ascomycota, Eurotiomycetes, Eurotiales, Aspergillaceae.
AUGGCGUCUUCAAGCGUUCGAGACUCUACUGUGUCGACAGCUGCCCCCACCUCUGCCGCAAAGCCCACCCUUAAGAAGAAGGGUAGUAACAAUUCCCUACAUACAGCUUCUUCCACAAGCAGCUUUAAGAGCACUGGUUCCAGUCAAACUCAGGCCCAGCGUAAGGCUCAGCUUGCUAGUGAGCGCAGGAAGGAACAAGAGGACCGCCGAAAGGAGGAACAAAAACGUGAGAUGGAUCGCAAGCGAGCUCAGCAGCAGCAAGAAGAGGCUCGCCGACAGGAUAUGCGCAGCCGUGCUGAAACCGAACGAGAGCGCCGCGAGCCCUCGGCCCAGGAGGAUCCGGAGAAAGCCGCCCGUAUGCAGGCCAUUAGAAAUCGACAAAUGGAAAACGCUCGGAAGCACGAAAGGCAUGGCAGCCAGCAGACGAAAGAGGCUCCGGUUCUCCAACACGAGAAGCCAUCUUCUCAAUCUUCUCAGCGCGGUGACUUGGGUGCUUCUCGACCUCCCUCUCGCUUGGGUUCUAUGCAACCGUAUAGCAGCCGUAUCAACCCACCCGCCCCUAACCCUGCCAAACCUCUGAAGAGAGGCAUGGACGAAGAGGCCAAUCACAGACCUGCAGUCUCCAAGCCUGCCAACGUGCACUCGACCAGCGAAUCCAAGCGCAGAAAGACAGAGGAUGAGCAUAAUCCUAUUCAACCAGUGCGAGCACCCAUGCCGCCCCCUGUUCGUACCUCAAGUAUCAGAAAGCCCUCCAUCUUUGGACAUUCACAGUCAUCUAUGUCACACCAGUCCGGUUCUUCCUUCAAUAAUGCUCAACCCCAGCGACCUGCACACCCCAUGGGCUUGGCCAAGUACACAAGUGGGAAGAUUCCAUUUGCCGAACCUAAUCAUGCGCCGCCACCCGCGCCCAAAACCGCCCCUGGAUCUGCCCCUCGUGCACAAGCCAAGCCGUCUCCCAAGUACCCCAGUGGUGAGAGCAUCCAUUUACCAGAGAUUGCCACCGACAGCGAGGACGAAGACGACUCUGACUCUGAGAUGUUCCCCGUGCCUGAUUGGGCUCAACCCAAGCAUCUGGAGGGACUUCUUCGCCAACAAGAUGGUAUGGAAGUUGAUUCGAUCUUUGGACCGAUUGCACCAUUCUCCAUGGAGGACAACUUCAAGGGCGACAAGAAAAUCAAGAAAUAUCGCGAGCGUACCAGCAGUGCAAACUGGUCCGGCCCUGAUGGACUUACCCAGGAGGAAAUCCGGAAGGAUCUUGCCGAGCGACAGCGUCUGCGGCUCAACGGCGGCUGGCGUUUCAACAGCAGCACCUAG